UCUCUAUGACGCGUGUAACGGUCCUCUGACGGCAUCCAGCGCUUAUAAGCCUCAGUCAGUAACCCAGAGACCCCCACCCUCUCCCAGUCCACUGGAACACACACACACCCACACACACACUCACUCACACACACACACCCUCUUCCAGUCACGGCUCCUCACGGCUCAACUAGGACCAGGAUAUCCAGAGAAACCUGCAACUGUUGUGUUUAGUAGUGUUUCAUCUGGUGUCCCACCACAUGACUCUAGAAUUACUUGAGACCUCCCUGCCCUCCAGCUCCAGAGCUCCGCUGUGACGAUGACCAUCCACGUCGAGGGGCUCGUGGCCAUCGCCUUCUUCUACAUGCUGAUCCUGGUCGUGGGGAUCUGGGCUGCAUGGAAGAACAAGCACUCCGGGGAGGCGGAGGGCACCGACCGCAGCGAGACCAUCAUGGUCGGCGGGAGAGACAUCGGCUUAUUUGUCGGGGGAUUCACUAUGACAGCCACUUGGGUUGGAGGAGGAUACAUCAAUGGCACAGCUGAGUAUGUGUAUCUUCCAGAUUAUGGUUUGGCUUGGGCUCAAGCCCCCUUUGGAUAUGCACUUAGUCUGGUUGUGGGUGGUCUGUUUUUUGCCAAGCCCAUGCGCUCGCGUGGUUACGUCACCAUGUUGGACCCGUUUCAGCAGCUGUAUGGGAAACGUAUGGGUGGCCUUCUCUUCAUACCUGCACUCAUGGGUGAGAUUUUCUGGUCGGCUGCCAUCUUAUCUGCCCUUGGUGCUACUCUCAGCGUCAUCGUGGACAUCAACAUUAAGAUGUCAGUGGUUAUCUCUGCACUCAUUGCAAUCUUUUACACCCUCGUUGGAGGACUUUACUCGGUGGCCUACACUGAUGUGGUUCAGCUGUUUUGUAUCUUUAUUGGCCUGUGGAUCAGUGUCCCCUUUGCUUUGACCAACCCUGCUGUGUCAGACAUCGCUGUUUCUGCAGUGACAGAGGUUUACCAGUCGCCCUGGAAAGGCAAAGUGAACAGGGAAGACACCUGGGUCUGGAUCGACAACUUCUGCCUGCUGAUGCUGGGAGGAAUACCCUGGCAGGUGUAUUUCCAGAGAGUCCUAUCAGCAUCAUCUGCCACCUAUGCACAGGUCCUCUCCUUCCUGGCUGCCUUUGGGUGCCUCAUCAUGGCGGUGCCCUCCGUUCUCAUCGGCGCCAUCGGAGCCUCCACAGACUGGAACCAGACAAGUUAUGGUGCCAUUCCUCCUAAAGAAAGGGAUCAAGCAGACAUGAUUCUCCCCAUUGUGCUCCAACACCUGUGCCCGCCGUUCGUCUCAUUUUUUGGUCUGGGUGCAGUGUCUGCUGCUGUCAUGUCGUCUGCAGACUCCUCCAUCCUCUCAGCGAGCUCCAUGUUUGCCAGGAACAUCUACAUGCUGGCUUUCAGACAGUCGGCGUCUGACCGUGAAAUUGUGUGGGUGAUGCGAAUCACAAUCUUUAUAUUCGGUGGUCUCGCCACCGUGAUGGCUCUAGUGACUGGCACGGUUUACGGCCUGUGGUACCUGAGCUCAGACCUGGUUUACGUCAUCAUCUUCCCCCAGCUGCUCAGCGUGCUCUUCGUCAAAGGUACCAACACAUACGGCUCGGUGGCUGCGUACCUGUUCGGUAUGGUGCUGCGUAUAGGCGGAGGUGAGCCCUACCUGCAGUUGCCGCCCUUUAUUUAUUACCCUGGUUGGGCGAUCGAGGAACGGAAGCACCACAUUACAGGGGAAUUGGAGGAAGUCGUCGUACAGAAGUUUCCUUUUAAGACCAUCUCCAUGUUGGCAUCCUUUCUGGCCAAUUUUGCUUUCUCACAACUGGCAAAGUACCUUUUUGAAAGUGGUAAGCUUUCACACAAGUAUGACUUUCUGGACGCGGUUGUGUCCAGGCACAGUGGAGAGAUAAUGGAUAAGACUACGCUUGUCACCCGUGGCAACAACAUCGGGCUGUCGGAGAUGGCGCCCGUCAAACCUCGGUUGAGUGUGACCUUGGCGGCUGCCUUCACACGCCGGGACACGUUGCCCACAGAAAUGGUGGAGGAAGAGGAGGAGGAGUCCAGCCCUGACUCCUCCCACCAUGAGGAAUGACAAAGCCAGGAUGCAUUAUGAAAAAAAAAAAAAAAAAUCUGAGAACCUGACUGAACUGCCCAGGAGCCAAGAAACACGGAGCAAACAUCCACAUGUGGGACUGAAGUUCUUUCAAAUCCUGCCCAACUGGAUUAGCGCCACGUGCCAAGAUACUGUAUGUAGCGUAGCAGCUUGCUGAUUAUCCAGAGUAAGGCUGUCUUUCUGUAAAGUAAAGCAACACACACACACACACACACACACACACACACACACACACACACACACACACACACACACACACACACACACACACACACACACACACACACACACACAUAGUACUCAUAAAUAGUCGGAGGUGAUCUAUAGUAAUCCUUUUUUCUUUUUUUAGUAGCAUUCAAGUACACAUAACAUUUGAUUAAUUUUACUAAAAAAGAGCAGAUAAAAUUCAUAAAAUAAUCUCUUGUUUAUACCGAGAGAAACAAAUAAAGCAAAUAACAGGUGCUUUAUAAGAAGAGACAGACAGCACAACCACUAUUCAGAAAAAAAUAAAUCAAUAAGAUAAAAGCAAUAACAAAUAUAUACACACAAUUUAACACUUGUGCAGUAAUUACUAUGGAAACCUGAUAAUGAGAAUGGAAGUAAUAUAGAGUAUAUCAGUCAAUGGAACUGAGGGACAAUGUAAUCCAUGGUUUUAAUGUUUCAGAUGAAGUCUCUUACAGUAACAGUGAAAUCAGUUUGAUUCAGAAAUCAGUCACCACAUCAAAUCAAUGAGCAAUUGUGUUUCUCACAUUUAUGUUUGAUUAUUACUGAUAUACAUGUGACUGUGACUCCAGAAAGAUACAAUCCAUGCGUCAUGCUGAGUAGUUAAUAUACAAGCAGUAGUGAUGGUAGUCGACUUGAAGCUUUAGCUCAUAUUCUCUCUAAUGUCAGGUGUAGAGGCAGUUUUAAGCAUAAGAAUCAGUGUUAAUGUGAUAAAUUAUCUUGUAUUCAACUGCCUUAACAAUGCUAAUAAAUUGAGGUAUUUUAUUUCCACAGUUGUGACCAGAUACUAGUCAGACUGCAGUAAAAAGACUUGAAUAUGAAUGUAACCGCUGCAGAAGAUCUGAUUAUAUCAAAUAGCAAACUUCUAAUUAUGUGUUUCUGUUUUGCAAAGUCUUACAACAAUGUGGCAACAGACGUGUUACAUUCAUAGGUUAUCUGUUGUCUGCCGCAGGAAAACGAUUAUUUUCUCUGUGAUGUUUAUAUUUGUAUACAUGUGAAGAUAAAAAGAAUGAAAGAGAAAGGAAAAAAAACUAAAGGUAAAAAAUAAUGCUGGAUGCAAAUUUCAGAUAAGAUGGAAAAUGUUUAAAUGUUUACUUAUUUUUGAUGACAAAAAGAAACAAUAAAAUGGAAAAUAUUAAGGUAAAUAUGUA
Cololabis saira (Pacific saury) is the source of this 3483-nucleotide messenger RNA. It is a transcript of the gene slc5a7a, whose product is annotated as solute carrier family 5 member 7a. Gene Ontology annotation, molecular function: choline:sodium symporter activity. Bases 299 to 2089 code for a protein of 596 amino acids. Gene Ontology annotation, cellular component: dendrite; synapse; plasma membrane. The record is from RefSeq and is a predicted model, not a curated record. Gene Ontology annotation, biological process: synaptic transmission, cholinergic; neuromuscular synaptic transmission; acetylcholine biosynthetic process. NCBI's taxonomy places the organism in Eukaryota, Metazoa, Chordata, Actinopteri, Beloniformes, Belonidae. The transcript has 9 exons.